AUGGAUAUGGACUUAGCCGGUGAGAAGAGGUUGCUACAACUUAACGUGCUUGAUGAAUUUCGAUUGCACGCGUACGAAAAUGCCAAAUUGUAUAAAGAAAAGACUAAGAGGAGGCAUGAAAAGAACACCCAACAUCGCAAUUUUGAGCCAGGUCAAGAAGAUCUCUUGUUUAAUUCAAGCUUGAAGCUUUUCCCCGGAAAGCUUAAGUCUCGAUGGUCAGGUCCUUUAUUUGCGGUAAGUGUGAGGCUUCAUGGAGCGGUGGAAUUGCGUGAUACGAGCUCAUGUGUUACCUUCUUGGUAAAGGGGAAAAGAGUAAAACAUUAUUGGGGUGGUGACAUUGCACGUCACAAGACCUCGAGGGACGCCGAUGCUUGA
Nicotiana attenuata is the source of this 375-nucleotide messenger RNA. RefSeq lists its product as uncharacterized. The transcript has a single exon. The coding region runs from base 1 to 375 and encodes 124 amino acids. The record is from RefSeq and is a predicted model, not a curated record. Lineage: Eukaryota; Viridiplantae; Streptophyta; Magnoliopsida; Solanales; Solanaceae.